AUGGGAGCAAGCACCCCUGAGUGCUUCCAGCUGGGGAGCCAAAAUAAAGGGGACAAAGGGGCUCCAAAGGGGCCGCACAGCACCAAUGGUGCUGGGAACGCCUCCUGGGUGGAGGAGUUCCCUGCCUGCCUGAGCACGUCCUGGUGCGGGGGUGGUGGAUCCUGGCAGCCGGCAGAGGCACCGAUGGAGCAACGAUGGCAGUACCAGUUCCGGGUGAUCAUGCUGGGGGACUCGACUGUGGGGAAAUCCUCGCUGCUCCGGCGCUACACCGAGGGCGUCUUCCUGGAUGCUGUCAACCAGACGGUGGGGGUGGACUUCUACGUCCAAUUCGUGGAGCUGGAGCCGGGGCUGCGAGUGAAGCUGCAGUUCUGGGACACAGCCGGGCAGGAGAGGUUCAGGUCUGUGACUCGCUCCUACUACCGCAACUCAGCCGGGGGGAUGCUGCUCUUCGACCUCACCAACCGCGCGUCCUUUGAGAGCAUCCGGCGAUGGCACCAGGAGGUGACUGACACGAUCCAGCCCUUCCGCAUGGUCUUCCUGCUGGUGGGGCACAAGAGUGACCUGGCUGGGCAGCGCCAGGUGGGCCAGAGGGAGGCGGGGAAGUUGGCGGCCUCGCUGGGUGUCCAGUACGUGGAGACCUCAGCCAAGGAUGCCUCCAAUGUGGUCCAGGCCUUCCAGAUGCUGACAGUGGCCAUUUACCAAGCGCUGCAGACGGGGCGGUUGGUGGCCACUGAGGCUUGGGACGGGGUGAAGAGCAGCGUCCCACUGCCGGUGCUGCCCAAGGCUCAGGGGCUGGAGAAGGAGGAGAAGCAGAAGAGAUGCUUCUGCUAGAAUUGGGGACACUGGCACGUCAGGGACAUGCUGGGCUCAGGAGGGGAAAUGGAUAUGGAGCAGUCAGGCACAGGCAGGAGCAGCACGGCCACAUUAAAUACCCCUGGUCACCCUCUGCCUGCCUGUGUUUUCCUGGGAAAGAGGAAGCGUGUUGGAAGGGUGAAGUCUUCAGGUGGGACUUCACAGGCCUGCAGAGGUCAGCGUCAGCCCCUUCCCCUAUUCUCUCCUGUACUGACUGAGACCCAAAUCAUAAAGCCCUAAAUUCUUUAAGUCUUCCCAAAUAGAAUUAAAAGUGACAAAUUUAUCAUGGAACUCA
This is a messenger RNA of Corvus hawaiiensis (hawaiian crow), 1147 nucleotides long. RefSeq names its product ras-related protein Rab-39B-like. Gene Ontology annotation, molecular function: GTPase activity; GTP binding. Gene Ontology annotation, cellular component: Golgi membrane. Lineage: Eukaryota; Metazoa; Chordata; Aves; Passeriformes; Corvidae. The record is from RefSeq and is a predicted model, not a curated record.